Molecule: messenger RNA, 1469 nt
Organism: Eutrema salsugineum
Lineage: Eukaryota; Viridiplantae; Streptophyta; Magnoliopsida; Brassicales; Brassicaceae
Exons: 3
Coding region: 136-1149 (337 amino acids)
Source: RefSeq, a predicted model, not a curated record
UUGCGAUCACUUAUAUAUAAAUAAAUAUGUAGGUUAAAUUGUUGUGUACAAAAUUAAAGGGGAAGUAGCUAGAGUGAGAAAAGUGCACAUAAGAUACGUGAGUCUCCUACUCCUAGUGUUCUUACAACAGAUAACAUGCCUCUAUGCAAUAACUCCUCCUGCGAUAUCGCCGUGGCCGUUGCUCUCCUCUUUACUGGUGCUCUAUACAUCUGCUUCUCUUCACGUCUGAUUUCGGACCCUAUCGCCGAUCUCCAACGCAGUGUCAACAAUCAGAGAAGAACAAAGUUUCCGGUGGACGAGCUAGAGGCAGCGUUGGACAGGGCAGCGGCAGGAAACAACAAGACGGUGAUAAUAGCGAUGGUGAACAAAGCGUACGUGGAGGAUGUUGGAGUUGAGAGGACAAUGAUGGAUCUGUUCUUGGAGAGUUUCUGGCAAGGAGAAGGGACUCUGCCAUUGCUGGACCAUCUUCUGAUGGUGGCAGCUGAUCAGACGGCCUACGAUCGUUGUCGUUACAGGAGGCUCCAUUGCUACAAGAUGGAGACCGAUGGUGUUGACUUGGAAGGAGAGAAAGUGUACAUGUCAAAAGAUUUCAUUGAGAUGAUGUGGCGUAGGACUCGGUUGCUUCUAGACGUCCUACGCCGUGGCUACCAUAUAAUUUUCACGGACACGGACGUGAUGUGGCUAAGGAACCCCUUCUCUCGGUUAAGCAACAAUGGUAGCUUGGAUAUACAGAUAAGCGUGGACGGAGGACACGCGAUCAACACGGGCUUCUACCACGUCCGUUCCAACAACAGGACUAUCAAUCUCUUUCAGAAAUGGUACGACAUGAGACUAACUUCAAAGGGGAUGAAGGAACAAGACGUCCUCAAGAAGUUACUCCACUCGGGCUACUUCGACCAGCUCGGUCUCGCUGUUGGCUUCCUCAAGACCACUUUCUUUAGCGGCUUUUGCGAAGACAGCACUGACAUGGGAGCUGUUACCACCGUCCAUGCCAACUGCUGCGUGCAUAUCCCUGCCAAGAUCUCUGAUCUCACCCUUGUUCUUCGUGACUGGAAAAGCUACAAAGCCUCACAUGUCAAUACUAAGUGGAGCCCUCAUGUUAAUUGUCGUCGUUCAUGGAAAGACACCCACUAUACCCCAAAGCACUGACCCUCUUCUCGUUUGUGCUAAUGAGAUUGAUAUAUACAAUUAUACAAACAACACAAUUAAUUAAUUAAGUGCACCUCUUGAUGGUUUCUGUUUCUUGCCCUCCAAUCAAAGAUUAAUCCUAGGCUCCUAGCUAGCUAGCUAGAGGCAAACGCACCAUAUUCUACUCGUGCUACAAAAACAUUGUUUUUAUAGCUUUUACGUGUUUCACAAGCUCCAUUUGUUCAUUGCACUUCUUUCCUUUGAGAAGAUAGUUCUGGCAGCUGUUAACCAUUUGCCUUUUUUGUUUUUUUUUCAAUGUAAAAUAAGAAGAUAUCAAGUUA